AUGGGCAAACAAUUUUACCCCCCUCCCCUAAUCAGAAGCAACUCUUACACUUUGGACGGUCCGAGUCCUAUGUUUUUGGAACAUUUGAAAAAGGCUUCUGAAGCUGCUGAAGAAAUUAAACCUGCUAAUAUUGAAGUUUAUCAAACUGAUAUUUCACUUAACUACUUAACUAGUGAUAAUGAAUUAGGAGUACUGCAAGAGGAAAAUGGCUAUGGUUGUUGCCACAGGAAACUUUUUCCUCCUAAAAAUGACUCACUAAAAAAGGAAUGGGCUGCUAGUGUAAUUGCUGCUCACGUCAAAGGAUUCCUAACCAGGAGGUUGCUAAAACCUGAGAAAGUCCAAGCCCUAGUAGCAACAGUCAAAGACGUACUUGUUUGUACAGUUGAAUUGCACUGUUCGGAUUAUAUUGAUGAAACAGAUGUCGAAUUGCAUAGAAGGCUUAUGAAUCAAUUGUCUGCUACCCUUUAUGCCUUUCACAUUGUAUUUUUUAAACUUUCUACUCAAGAACGAAUGGCUGUGAUUGCGGUAGAUAGGCAACGUAGGAUUGAAAAAUUGGAAAGGUCUCAAUCAGACAGAAGAUCUGUUUUAAGAACGUCACACAUCUGA
Ceutorhynchus assimilis (cabbage seed weevil) is the source of this 606-nucleotide messenger RNA. The record is from the annotation of a GenBank genome assembly. Lineage: Eukaryota; Metazoa; Arthropoda; Insecta; Coleoptera; Curculionidae.